CUCGCCGUGCUGCGCGGGGCGGCUGGCAGCGGCGGCCGGCGAGGGCGCUCGGGGCACCGUGCUGGGGGCUGAGCUCUCGGCUCUGCUCCGCGGGGCCUGGCCGGCUUGGAGCUCAUGGACAUCUCGGCCUCCGAUCCUGGGUCUGUGACUCCUGGCUUCCGCCUCUAGGGCCUCCGAUCCGGUCCUGGGGCGGCGACACCGGGGCCUCGGACUGCAGAGCUGCGACUCGGGGCUUCCCCGGGGCAGGAGGCCUGUCUGCCCGGAGUGAGCCCGCCGGAUACGCACCCGCUGGGAGGACAGCCCGCCGGAGCCUGGCCCGGCACGGAGCCUGGCCUGGCACGGAGCCCCGCACGGAGCGGAUGUCUUUUAAAAGAAUCAUUGAAGACAGCGUUUUUCUGUUUUCAUUUUCUGCUUGUUUUUAAUGGCUUCAUGGAAUUUGAAGACAGCUUGACAUGACGACAAAAAAUACUGGUUUGACUUCCACAAAUGCAGAACUAAGAGGAUUUACAGAUCAGAAUCUCAGCCCAACAAAAGGUAACAUUUCAUUUGUUGCAUUUCCAGUCUCCAGCACCAAUUCACCAACAAAGAUUUUACCAAAAACCUUAGGACCAAUCAAUGUGAAUGUUGGACCCCAAAUGAUCAUAAGCGCACCGCAGAGGCUCGCCGGUUCAGGAAGCGUCCUCAUCGGGGGUACCUACCCCCCAGCCCCGGCCAUGGUCACGCAGACGCACAUCGCUGAGGCCGCCAGCUGGGGCCCCGGAGACAGAAAACGGGCUAGAGAAUUCCUAGACUCUGAUUUUUCAGAAAGCAAACGAAGUAAAAAAGGAGAUAAAAAUGGAAAAGGCUUGAGGCAUUUCUCAAUGAAAGUGUGUGAGAAAGUUCAGCGGAAAGGCACCACAUCAUACAACGAAGUCGCCGACGAACUGGUGUCAGAAUUCACCAAUUCAAACAACCACUUGGCAACUGAUUCGCAGGCGUAUGACCAGAAGAAUAUUAGAAGAAGAGUCUAUGAUGCCUUAAAUGUGCUCAUGGCAAUGAACAUAAUUUCAAAGGAGAAGAAGGAGAUCAAGUGGAUCGGCCUGCCUACCAACUCUGCUCAGGAGUGUCAGAACCUGGAGAUCGAGAAGCAGCGGCGGAUAGAGCGGAUAAAGCAGAAGCGGGCCCAGCUGCAAGAGCUCCUCCUGCAGCAAAUUGCUUUCAAGAACCUGGUACAGAGAAACCGGCAGAAUGAGCAGCAGAACCAGGGCCCCCCGGCCGUGAACUCCACCAUCCAGCUGCCCUUCAUCAUCAUCAACACGAGCCGCAAGACUGUGAUCGACUGCAGCAUCUCCAGCGACAAGUUCGAGUAUCUCUUCAAUUUCGACAACACCUUUGAGAUCCACGAUGACAUAGAGGUGCUGAAGCGGAUGGGCAUGUCCUUCGGCCUGGAGUCGGGCAAGUGCUCGCUGGAAGAUCUGAAACUCGCCAAGUCUCUGGUGCCAAAGGCCCUGGAAGGGUACAUCACAGAUAUCUCCACGGGGCCUUCCUGGUUAAAUCAAGGACUGCUUCUAAACUCCAACCAGUCCAUGUCCAGUCUAGACCUGACCGCCAGUGCCACCCUCUCCCAGUCAAGCGUGACCCCAGGGCUGUGCCUGGAUGCUGAAGUGGCCUUAGCAACGGGUCAUCUCCUCGCCCCCAACAGCCACCAGUCGAGCAGCGCGGCCUCUCACUGCUCCGAGUCCCGAGGCGAGACCCCUUGCUCCUUCAACGACGAUGAAGACGACGAAGAUGAAGAGGACUCUUCCUCCCCAGAAUAAAGACAGGAGGGACCUUCAUGUCGCUCUUGGAUGCCCCAUG
Messenger RNA from Erinaceus europaeus (western European hedgehog), 1836 nucleotides. RefSeq names its product transcription factor Dp-2 (gene TFDP2). The coding region runs from base 453 to 1796 and encodes 447 amino acids. Gene Ontology annotation, cellular component: nucleus; transcription regulator complex. NCBI's taxonomy places the organism in Eukaryota, Metazoa, Chordata, Mammalia, Eulipotyphla, Erinaceidae. Gene Ontology annotation, molecular function: DNA-binding transcription factor activity, RNA polymerase II-specific; RNA polymerase II transcription regulatory region sequence-specific DNA binding. Gene Ontology annotation, biological process: regulation of transcription by RNA polymerase II; regulation of cell cycle. The transcript is spliced from 13 exons. The record is from RefSeq and is a predicted model, not a curated record.